Bemisia tabaci is the source of this 2707-nucleotide messenger RNA. Lineage: Eukaryota; Metazoa; Arthropoda; Insecta; Hemiptera; Aleyrodidae. The record is from RefSeq and is a predicted model, not a curated record.
UGACGUAUCAUCUGACAUGACAAUGCCAUAUCACAGAAGUAGCGUGCAUUCAAAUGGGUACUCCACAGAUGGACAGCAAAGUGGGGCUGAUGAAAGUCCCACUUAUAUCAUGGAACACUUGGCAACUUUCUCCGUAUCGAAAGAUACAGGGAUUGUGUACCCAGCCGAUGGAAUGCGACGCCUCCUGCAGCUAGAAAAAGCCAAUGGAAUUUGGUCUCAAAAAAUGCAACUACGCCUGGAGCGGUCAUGGGUGCUAAUCAUUGACCAUGAAACCGGUUGUGUCAUGGAGAAAUUCCCUGUUUCUUUAAUUCAAGAGCCAACUGCUUUCAUGAGCCAUGAUCCAAUGGAAAUGUACAAUAAUAUUCUUGUGUUUAUUGUUGGGGAGGAAAGACAACCAGGACUUCACUCCGAAAUGCAUAUUUUUCAGUGCCAAAGUAUUUCAGCUCAAGAACUGGUGGAGGACUUAAAAUCAUUACGAAUAGGAAAAGUGCCAAGCGGACGACGUUCAAGACAUAUACCGCCCCCUCCUCCAACACCACCUCCAGACCCACCCACCAAUGGAAUCAAUGUUAAAGAGCAAGUUUCAGUAUUCAACGCAGUCGCUCAUCAUAGUGGUGGAACCAGUGGAAGUGGUGAAGGUUAUUCUAGGGAUGAUGAGACAAGCUCAACUUCGAGUGAAAAGUACGAACGAGAUGUUACAAUUCUAAAUCAUUGUUUUGACGAUAUAGAAAAAUUCAUCGCGAGGUUACAGCAUGCUGCAGCUGCUUCUCGAGAGCUUGACCGGAGAAGGAGAAGCCGAAAAUCAAAAAAGAAAGAUUUAGGGGAUGGAAUGUUGACGAUGAGGGCCAAGCCUCCGCCAGAGAUCGAAUUUGUGGAUAUCUUUCAAAAAUUCAAAUUAUCUUUCAAUUUGUUGGCAAAACUGAAAGCGCACAUUCACGACCCGAAUGCACCAGAGCUAGUUCAUUUUCUUUUCACUCCAUUAGCCUUGAUUGUAGAUGCAUCACACGAUACACAUUAUGGACCAAAUCUACCUGCCAAAGUUGUGUCACCACUGCUCACACGAGAAGCAGUCAAUCUUCUAAUGAAUUGUGUGACCAGUAAAGAAACGGAGCUGUGGCACUCCCUUGGGGAUGCAUGGCUCAUACCAAGAGAUCAAUACAAAGGUCCAGUGACCCCAUAUCACCCAGUAUUCUUAGACGGCUGGUCUCCCGAUUAUCCAUUAUCGGACGAACGAGAGCAGAUGGGAGUGUCUUUAGGCUCUGCAGCUGCUUCAGAAGCAAAAAGACAAAGAGCUGAAGAAAUCAGAGCUGCGCAACAUGAGGCUGAAUUAAGAGAAAGUCACUAUCAUCCAGACAAUUUACACUACAGCAGCGAUUACCCUGAAUUUGAUCACCCAGAAUCUACACCCAAUCCUGGACCUUCCAAUAGUAGAUAUUCCUUUGAAAAUCUGCGCUAUUCCAGAGAUGACCGGGAUCGUUCACACAGUCCUGGUGGAGGAUCAGAGAGUGAAUUGCCGAGCUCAGUAGCUCACCGUGAAAGAGAUAUUUCAGCGAGAAGUGACAUAUCUGCAGACUCAAUUGAGCGAAAUGGUGGCAAUGGCGAGAGAUUCGAGAGGACCCAAGCUCGUUGGCUGGAAGAUUUAAAAUCUCAAGGCUCCAAAAUUGUUCAAGUUACGUACCCGCGAACAGCGAACAAUGACAAGGAAUUAACAGUUAUUAGAGGAGAGUUCUUAGAGGUUUUGGACGAUAGUCGUAAAUGGUGGAAAGCACGCAACAGCCAGGGACAAAUUGCUCACGUACCUCAUACCAUCGUGACACCAUAUACUCCGUCCAUGAGUGCCAAUGAUGUUGAUGUUUUUAGUAAUCCUCUGUACACUAGGGGCUACGACAGACAUUAUUCUCCUCAGGAUACUCCAAGAGGAGAAAGAGAGAGCAUGGGAGGCGGCUCAGAACUCUCGAGAGGCACUCGUUCCCCGCCAAUUCCACCCCCUGCUCCAGCGCCGGCUGAAUGGGUGCGCAAAGAAAGACUCGGCAAGAAAGGUGAAUUCAGAUACUUCUAAAAUCCAUUGUUAUAAUAUGCUGGCAUAACUAAUUAUGUGUAAUCACAAAUUUCUUCUAAAUAAUCGAAUUUCGUUUCUUGUCUUGUUGCAUUAUCUAGUUUGUUUCAAAUUAAAUAUGUAUUUUAUAGAUUGUUAUGUACUUAAAGAGACUAUUUUAAAAUAUUUUAUUCUAUUUUGUGUCUUUGUAUUGUAAUUAAUAUAUUUUUACAUCUUCUGCAAUACUUUUUUAUAAAUUACCUCCAGAUUAAGAAUGAACAUUAAAUGAUAUUUGUUGUCUACUUUUACUUUGUUUUUUAACAGAAAAAUGUUGCAUCGCAAAAAAAUUUUCAACUAUUGUGAAAAAUUGUCUCCAAUUUUAUUUUUAUAUAUAAGAAACUUAUCUAUUCUAGACAUGCAUUUUUAACAUGCGGGUUCUUGUUAUGAUUUUUCUAUCCGUAGCUGUGUCACUGUGUGCCCAUCAAUAUUUAUUACUAAUAAAAUUUUUGACCAUACUUAGCUAGUAAAAAAAGAAGCAUUGGAGCCAUUGAUACCUAUGCUGUAAUGCUAAUCCAUGUGUGCAUUUCAAUAAAUUUUCUUAAUUUUCAUAUGUAAUGUACGUUAAGAUAGACGAAUAGACAAAACGCACAAGUGUGUCAUCCUUGUAACACC